AUCCAAAGUGUGAAAAUUGUUGAAAGCUUGCAAACAAUAAUACAACUAUGAAAAAUAAUAAAACAACCUUCUCUCACUGCCACUGUCCCUCUCUUUCCCUCUUGCACUCACUCUAUCCCUUCUCUUCCUCAACUGUGCUAUCGCUCUAACACUUGUCAUUCCCUUCCGCUCAGAACGUCGCUCCCUUUUCCUUCCACCACUCUCUCCCAUUCUUUCCUUGUUCUGAUUCCACAUUCUAUUCUAUCUUUCAGCCCAUCCAUUCCCCCUCACCACCAUCGAUUCGUCCUACCGUCUCCCUCCUACUUUCAAUCCCAGCCUUUCCCUGUCACUUCCCCCCUCCCUUCUCUCCCUCCCUCUCAGUUAUCUCUCACCAUGUCGACUCCGUCUCUGUCCCACUCUUUCUUUCCCUCACCGCCCUCUAUCUGUUCUCACUCCCACGAUUCGCUACUGGCCUCUCACCUUCUAUUUCUCACCCUCUCUUAUAUUCUCUCCUUCUCUCCCAGACGAUCUGAACCCCACCUACUCAGAUCUGAAAUUUCGGAAAGAGGAACCCCGCAUCGAUCAGGAUGAAGAUCCUCCCAUUGCCUCGGGACCUGGCGGGUUGUCAAACAUUGCACAAACAGCGGCGUCGAAAGUGAAGAUCGGAAAUAGACCGUACCUUCUGAUUUGCCUUCUCUGCCUAGUUACAUCCGCCCUCAUCGUGACAGUGGCCGCUCUCUCGAUCCAUGUAUCACAGAUUCGUCAGUCUAAGGAAACCUGCCACCGAAACUACCAUGAGUUAAACUCAACACUUCAAUCCAAGCUUUCUGCGCUCAACUCUAAUCUGUCCGUUCUUCAAGGAAUGCAGAGCGAUCUCCGUCACCAGUUCACUGAGAUGGAAACGAAGUACAGAUCUGUCAACGAAACCAAGGCUCAGAUCUGUGAAUUGUUGACCAGCAGAAGAGAGCAAACGUGUUCCAAGAACUGGGUCACAAAUAAAGACCGGUGUUAUUACGUAUCCACGUUUGAAACAUCUUACCAAAACGCCAUUCAAGAAUGUUCAAACCGUCAUUCAAGUCUGCUGGGAAUCAAUUCAAGUGAUGAAGCGAGCUUUGUAUCCCACAAUCUUCUGGACAACUACCUUGUUUACUGGAUUGAAAAAUGCGAAAACGGGAAUGAGUACUGGAAUCUCCUGUACAAGGUGCCCUCUGGAACGCCCGACUGCGGAGACUGCAAGCGGGAUGGAGGGCGUUUCGAUUGCUAUCGAGAUCAGCGUUUCAUCUGCGAGAAGUCGGCACCUUUGUUCCCGGAUAUUCCUGGAAAGAUCCAGGGUCUCUGCCAAAAGCCAUUGGAGUUGACCUGAAUCAAGUGACUACCCCCGUUUUCACUUCCUUCUCUCCCCUUCACUCUCAAUCCUAAAUCCUUUCAAAUUUCGCUCUCUGCCGCUCCCUUCUACAUCUCCUCCUCUUGUCGCCAUCAUAUUCUCCCCACCAGACACCGACAAACCCCUCUCGCCGUCUAUCCCCUUCGUUCUCGCCACUCCCCCCCCCCGUACCGCUCUUCCCAGUUCCCUCUAGCGUCCUCUCUACCCCUCAGCUCCCCUUCUUAUCUGCAACCUUCUACGCCCGCAAUUUCGCUGCUCCCUGUGCCCACCUCUUACACCUCUCUCCCCUUCCCUCCCCCAGGGGCUCUCUACCUACCCUACGCGUUCUCUCUGUGAAGACCAGCGGGCCAAGUGUCCUGUCCACCCCAUCGGAUGUUUUCCACAAGAAUCUCUAUUUGAGUUAUUAUCUGAAACUUAUAACACCAGAAAUUUCUUCUUUAGAAGCAUCAGUACGGCGCAAAGACGUACAAUUCAUGUAAAUUACAAAUAUUA
Hypanus sabinus (Atlantic stingray) is the source of this 1855-nucleotide messenger RNA. Its product is annotated as killer cell lectin-like receptor subfamily B member 1B allele B. The record is from RefSeq and is a predicted model, not a curated record. The coding region runs from base 842 to 1342 and encodes 166 amino acids. The transcript has 6 exons. NCBI's taxonomy places the organism in Eukaryota, Metazoa, Chordata, Chondrichthyes, Myliobatiformes, Dasyatidae.